Messenger RNA from Sphenostylis stenocarpa, 1854 nucleotides. Lineage: Eukaryota; Viridiplantae; Streptophyta; Magnoliopsida; Fabales; Fabaceae. The record is from the annotation of a GenBank genome assembly.
AUGGCGACGAUGACGAGCUUGAUCGGUCUCAUCAAUAAGAUCCAACGAGCCUGCACCGUUUUAGGCGAUUACGGCGGCGAGGGUUUAUCGCUCUGGGAGGCUCUUCCCUCCGUUGCUGUCGUCGGUGGCCAGAGUUCAGGAAAAUCGUCGGUGCUUGAAAGCGUGGUCGGAAGAGAUUUUCUGCCUCGUGGAUCUGGUAUUGUUACACGGAGACCACUAGUGCUGCAACUUCACAAGACAGAUAAUGGGACACAGGAGUAUGCGGAGUUUCUUCACUUACAGAGAAAGAGAUUCACUGACUUUGCUGCUGUGAGGAAGGAAAUAGCAGACGAAACAGACCGUAUUACUGGGAAGACAAAACAAAUAUCAAACAUUCCAAUUCACCUCAGCAUUUAUUCUCCAAAUGUUGUAAACUUGACCCUCAUAGAUCUUCCUGGGCUGACAAAGGUUGCAGUAGAGGGGCAACAGGAGAGUAUUGUUCAAGAUAUUGAAAACAUGGUCCGCUCUUAUGUUGAAAAGCCAAACUGCAUUAUCUUAGCUAUCUCUCCUGCAAAUCAAGAUAUUGCCACUUCAGAUGCCAUAAAAAUUGCAAGAGAAGUUGACCCUUCAGGUGAAAGAACAUUUGGUGUUGUUACCAAACUUGAUCUUAUGGAUAAAGGAACUAAUGCGGUUGAUGUUCUCGAGGGAAGGCAAUACAGGCUGCAGCAUCCAUGGGUUGGAAUUGUGAACCGUUCACAAGCUGAUAUUAAUAGAAAUGUUGACAUGAUCGCAGCUCGUAGAAAGGAGCGGGAAUAUUUUGAGACAAGUCCUGAAUAUGGACAUUUGGCACAUAAAAUGGGAUCAGAAUAUCUUGCCAAGCUUUUAUCUCAGCAUUUGGAGCAAGUUAUCAGGCAGAAGAUACCUAGUAUCAUUGCCUUAAUAAAUAAGACUAUUGAUGAGCUUAAUGCUGAGUUGGACCGUAUUGGCAGGCCAAUUGCUGUGGAUUCAGGGGCCCAACUGUACACUAUUUUAGAGAUGUGUCGUGCAUUUGACAAAGUAUUUAAAGAACACCUGGAUGGAGGACGUGCUGGUGGGGACCGGAUAUAUGGAGUUUUUGAUCACCAAUUACCAGCUGCUUUAAAAAAGCUCCCUUUCGAUCGCCAUCUUUCCUUGAAAAAUGUCCAGAGAAUUGUCACUGAAGCUGAUGGGUACCAGCCCCAUCUAAUUGCUCCCGAGCAGGGUUACAGAAGACUCAUUGAAGGAUCUAUCGGUUAUUUCAAAGGCCCAGCCGAAGCCUCUGUGGAUGCUGUUCACUUUGUUUUAAAGGAACUUGUACGGAAAUCAAUUGCAGAAACUGAGGAACUGAAAAGAUUUCCAACACUUUCAAAUGAUAUAGCAACUGCCGCAAAUGAAUCUCUUGAAAAAUUCCGAGAAGAAAGCAGGAAGACAGUUGCACGGUUGGUUGAUAUGGAGUCUAGCUAUUUAACCGUGGAGUUUUUCAGGAAGAUUCAUUUUGAACCAGAAAAGAAUCCCAAUGGACCACCAAAUCCAAAUCGGAAUGGUCCACCAAAUGUGGACAGUUAUACUGACAAUCACCUGCGCAAAAUUGGAUCAAAUGUAAAUUCCUAUAUCAGUAUGGUUUGCGAUACACUUAAGAAUACCAUACCCAAGGCCGUGGUUCAUUGUCAAGUUAGAGAAGCUAAGCGAUCAUUGCUAAACCACUUUUACGUUCAAGUUGGCAGGAAGGAGAAGGAGAAAUUGAGUGCUAUGUUGGAUGAAGAUCCAGCCCUUAUGGAAAGGAGAAAUCAAAUAGCUAAAAGGCUUGAAUUAUACAAGCAAGCUAGGGAUGAUAUUGACUCCGUGGCUUGGAAAUAA